ACCUAAGAGUAUAAUAAUGCUUUGGUCAUUGAAUUUUGAAAUUGGAUUUUCUCGUACUAUAGGGAAAUCCCACACACUCUUUGGGGAAAUCCCUCAAACUUAUUGAAUUUUAACCUAAUAGUAAUAACUAUUUCACCUUGAGUUAUUACUUCGUUGGGCUUGAUAAUUUUUUGAAAAUAUAUAAACUAUAUGUAUCUACUUAUAUUUUUCAAAACAAUAAUUCAAAGAGCAUUAUGAAAAAUGAAGUGACUGCACAAACUCGCUCGCAUAAAUUGCUUUUGUCGCGUCGGCUUUUUAGGGAAUACUGUGUGUUUUGGCUUAUCUCUUUAAUAUUUUGUCGACUAAUGUGCGGUUUAAACGUGCACCGACGUGUUAUGUUCUUUUUUUAUAAGAAAUUUUAGUGUUAAAUCUCAAAAUUCAAUGAAAGUCUUUUCAUUAUCCACGUUAUCAAGUAGAGAUUGUUAACGACAAGUAAGAUGUGUAGCUACUAAUCUUUGCGGGAUUAGCCUUGGGAAGGGACAAGAGACGGCCAUAACCGAAGAGUUCAAGACUUCAUGGAGACUGAUAAAGAUAGAAAAAGAGUGCAAAAAGUAAUGACCAGAGUAAAAAUUAAAGAAAACUGACUGUAUUCCAAUUUUCUAGUACCUUCUUCAUAAGGUACAUAUCUAAUCGGUAUCAUUAAUAAUGUUAUAAAGUGCCUGCCUAUCUACAUUGACUAUGGGCGACAUCAUUGAAUUUGUCACAUCUCCAUCACUGGGUCAUCGGUGCUUCAAAAUACAAUCCAGUGGGAUCAAUUUUGAUAUUAAGUCUUUUUACUAUGCUGCUAUAGUUUUGUCAAAAAAAGGGGAAAAUAUGGAUCAUAUUUGGAUUAUAAUACGUAAUGGUGUCAGUUGGGUUCAAAGAAUGGGUCACAACAGAGUGCUAGCCAAGACUCCAGGAAUUCUAUCUGGAAAUUUUUAUAGUAGAUUUUGGUUGACAUGGUCUGGAGAUAUUAUUACUUUUGGAAAAAAUGGACAUGUUGAACCAAUCCUAAAAUUUCCAAACAAAUCACCCAAAAGCAUGUAUGUUAGAUUUAUUACGCAUACAGAUGAACAUGCUGUACAUUGGAGAGUUGAGUUACCACCAUUGCUGAAGCAACCUUCCAUAAACCACAUAGUUAAAGGAAAAUUACGUUGGGUACCUGCUUAUACGCAACUACCUGAUGAUGCAUUAAUAGGAGGCUUUGAAAAAGAAAAAUUAUACAUCAUGAGAGCUAACCAUAGAGGAUCGUUGACGCCAGGAAAGUUAGUGCCAUCAGAAGGAGUAGGAUAUAUUGCUUGGGGCUAUGAAGCACAUGAGAAGACAGAAUUUGAGGUUUUAUGUGGAUAUAACUGCAAAUGGGUGCCUUCAAAAAAGGAUAGAAUACCAGCAGGAGCUGUGAAAGGAGGAUACUCAGAAGUACAAAGGGAAAUGUUAUACAUAGGCAGGGCAUUGCAUCGUGGGUACCUAAUUCCUGGGAAAGUUCAACCAUCACACCGAGUUUCUUACAUACCAUACAAUGGAAAAACAGUAGCCAUGGAGAAUUAUGAGAUAUUGACAGUGCCGUCUGAACGGCGAUGUAUCAACAAAUAUAUAUUACCAAAUAAAACUUCAUGUACAGAAUUUAGAAUACAGGAUUAUUACUCUGACAGUGAUCACUAUGCUGAUGAUGAUUCGUAUGAAUUUAUGAUUGAUUUUUUUAAUCCAUUCCUAGAUAUGGAUUGAUUAUUGUGGCUGUCAGUAUUUUAUGAAAGUUGUUUAGCUAUAAACACGAUUAUAAUAACAUGUGAUACUAUGUGCCUUAUACAUUUAAUUGAUUACAUACAUUUUCCAUUAUUGUGUAAUACUGAGACAAUCAAAUAAAUUAGUUUUUUAUUUAUUUAUAUAUAAACUUUAUUCUAUUAUCAA
Messenger RNA from Manduca sexta (tobacco hornworm), 1926 nucleotides. RefSeq lists its product as uncharacterized. Lineage: Eukaryota; Metazoa; Arthropoda; Insecta; Lepidoptera; Sphingidae. The transcript is spliced from 5 exons. Bases 718 to 1743 code for a protein of 341 amino acids. The record is from RefSeq and is a predicted model, not a curated record.